GAAUUUGUUCAGUUAUCGAAUUUCUCUUGUUAGCUCAUUUCUCGACCAAUAUCCCUUCAUACCUUAUCUUCACAAUCAUCAUUAUCGAAAUUUGGACUCAUUCAAUUAUAACUUCAAAAUAAACAUUCAUUAUGAAACGAAAUAGUGAUGUAUCGACAGAAUUAAACCUAGAGAAUUUGAAAGAAUUAGCAUCAACUUAUGUGGAUUGCUUACAAAACAAACCGACACCGGCAUCAAGUUUUAUAAGUAAAAUGAUGAGAAUAGAAUAUGAAUUAGAUAAAAAUGAUGACAGAUUAUUCGCAAUAUAUUUAAAACUCUGUGGCAAUAACCAUCAUUUGGAUGCCAUUCAAUUGACUAGUGUUGAUCUGACACCGUUGUGUAUGGCUUUAUCCCUUAAACCAUGUAUUACAAUGUUGGAUUUACGCUACAAUUUUAUUAAAGAUGAAGGAGUCGAAAUAUUAUGUGAAUUCUUAAAUGUAGAUAAUUUGUUAGAAGAAUUAAAUCUAAUGUGUAAUGAUAUCACAGAGAAAGGUGCACAGUUUCUUGCUAAUUCUUUAAAGAAUAACAGAAAUUUGGUUAUCUUAAAAAUGACUGGGAACCCAAUCGGCUCUAAAGGAGGUCUAUACUUUGCUCAAGCGCUACAAAUAAACGAUACACUUGAAUUCAUAGAUCUUGGAGAAUGUGAUCAGGAUAUAACUAGUUGUAUUGCAUUUGCUACUGUAUUGAAAAGUAAUAACUCAAUUAUUGGGAUUAAUCUAAAUCGACAGAUAUCAUGGACGUUGCAAGAAGAAUCAACUGUACAUUUUGCUGAUAUGCUAUGUAUUAAUAAAACUUUAAAAGAAUUACACUUAGCGAAAUGUGAUAUGCGUGAUUUUGGAGCGGCACGUUUAGCUGAAGCAAUGGAACGUAAUGAUACAUUAGAAUUAUUAGAUAUAAGCGCCAAUCGUAUUUCACGUGAUGGAGCCAUUUUAUUAUCCAGAGUAAUCAGCAUGAACUGCCCAUUGGUCGUUUUGGAUCUGGCAUUCAACCGAAUUCAGUGUAAAGGAGCUAUGGCUUUAGCAGAUGCAUUGGUCUAUAAUACACAUUUAAAAGUUCUUGCAGUACAGUUUUGUGAGUUAAAAGGGCCCGGACUUUGUGCAUUGGCUGAAUCAUUGAUUACAAAUCUUACUUUGGAGUGUAUUUAUAUUUGGGGGAAUGAACAUGAAGAAUCAGCGUGUAAAGCAUUCGCUAAUUUAAUCUGCAUAAAUCGUUUACUAGAAAAUUGCACUGAUAUAAGACCUUAUAUUGUUGAUGGUAGGACUUAUUUAGCUUACUUACCUCAUGAUUGUACUUAUAGGCAAUAUCGAUUUUCUGUGCCUUGGUGGAAAUUUCAAGCACCAACUGAUCGAUCGAUUGCACUUUCUUAAUGUCAUUUCAUUGAAAUUAUAUCAUUCUUAAGUUGUUGUUGUAUUUCUUCACAAUAUUAUUUUUAUUAUCAUUCAUUUUUUUUUACCUAAUUGUUUCUUAUUAUUCUUAGAAUUAAUUAAUGAAUUAAUGCGCCUUUGAUAAUGUUGAAUUUUUCGCCUUUGCAAUUAAGAUUAUUUUUAACAUUAUGAUUCACAUUUGUAUUUUAUUUCAAUGUAAUUUUGUUUAGAUAUUAUCACAUUGAAGACGAUUUUAUUUAUCUUCAUUUAUCUUAUUUGCAAAUACCAUUUAUCUAUCUGUAGCAUAAACUAGAUUAUGCUACUGAUAUACUUAAUACAUAUAUAUAGACAAAAUAACAAUAGAUGCAUCGUUCUGUUUAAAUUCUGUAGGUAGUUGAAUUUAGUUAAUUACAUAUAGUAUUUACAGCUUUAUUUGAAGUACCAGUUGCAGUGAUUAUGCGUUAAAGGUUGGAAAUAUAUGUAACUAAUUCAGUUUGAUGCUGCUGAUAGUAUUGCGUUAUUUGAAUGAAUUUGUUCAUUAGUAUAGUUUUUGUUGUCGUUCUGAAUAAACAACAAAGCUUGCACCCUAAGGAAUUUAUUUUGAUCGAGAUUUCUGAUUCAUUUGUAAAGAGAAAAGUGCAUUUAAGAUCCAUU
Molecule: messenger RNA, 2057 nt
Organism: Schistosoma haematobium
Lineage: Eukaryota; Metazoa; Platyhelminthes; Trematoda; Strigeidida; Schistosomatidae
Gene: LRRC34
Product: Leucine-rich repeat-containing protein 34
Exons: 10
Coding region: 132-1406 (424 amino acids)
Molecular function (GO): protein binding
Source: RefSeq, a predicted model, not a curated record